This is a messenger RNA of Drosophila ficusphila, 9978 nucleotides long. Its product is annotated as serine-rich adhesin for platelets. Lineage: Eukaryota; Metazoa; Arthropoda; Insecta; Diptera; Drosophilidae. The transcript has a single exon. The record is from RefSeq and is a predicted model, not a curated record. Bases 1 to 9966 code for a protein of 3321 amino acids.
AUGCGGUUGUUUUUCGUCGCGACUUUGGCCGCUUUGCUCGCCCUCGCAGCCGCCCAAUCCCAAUCUAAUGCGGUUACUGCGGUGGCCUCCCCUGAUAUAAAAGCACAGCCAUGUUGUGAAAGUGUUCGCCAAACUCUAAUUGAAAUACGAAAGGAUAUACGCUUGUGGCUGCUGGAUAGACUUUUUGGAAAAUUACUUCUCUUGCACGACGGAGAACUGCUCGGAAAUCCAAAUUAUGUGAACUGUGUCAACGGAAAAAAACUACUUGAACUCUCAAAUGAGACCUCAAAAACUGUCGCGGAUAAAUCGAGUGAAACAAGUACAACAAAAGUUGCGAAUCCGUCGAGCUCUUCUUCGUCCACAACAACAACCACUACUACGAUAACAUCCUCGAAUGAGGGUCACUCCAGCUCUUCCUCCGUUCCUGUUGUGACUGUGACUGAAGGAAGCUCCUCGGACGGUGCUGGAAACUCUUCGCAAUCCUCAACAACCACCACAACAACAUCCUCGGAUGACGCUCAAUCGACAGUCUCGUCUGAUCCUGUUGUAGAAUCCACUGAGGGAAGCUCGUCGAAUGCUGAUGGAAACGCUAGCCAGUCUUCUUCCACCACAACGACAACUUCUUCGGGUGAGGGUCAGUCCAGCUCUUCCUCCGAUCCUGUUGUGACUGUGACUGAAGGAAGCUCCUCGGACGGUGCUGGAAACUCUUCGCAAUCCUCAACAACCACCACAACAACAUCCUCGGAUGACGCUCAAUCGACAGUCUCGUCUGAUCCUGUUGUAGAAUCCACUGAGGGAAGCUCGUCGAAUGCUGAUGGAAACGCUAGCCAGUCUUCUUCCACCACAACGACAACUUCUUCGGGUGAGGGUCAGUCCAGCUCUUCCUCCGAUCCUGUUGUGACUGUGACUGAAGGAAGCUCCUCGGACGGUGCUGGAAACUCUUUGCAAUCCUCAACAACCACCACAACAACAUCCUCGGAUGACGCUCAAUCGACAGUCUCGUCUGAUCCUGUUGUAGAAUCCACUGAGGGAAGCUCGUCGAAUGCUGAUGGAAACGCUAGCCAGUCUUCUUCCACCACAACGACAACUUCUUCGGGUGAGGGUCAGUCCAGCUCUUCCUCCGAUCCUGUUGUGACUGUGACUGAAGGAAGCUCCUCGGACGGUGCUGGAAACUCUUCGCAAUCCUCAACAACCACCACAACAACAUCCUCGGAUGACGCUCAAUCGACAGUCUCGUCUGAUCCUGUUGUAGAAUCCACUGAGGGAAGCUCGUCGAAUGCUGAUGGAAACGCUAGCCCGUCUUCUUCCACCACAACGACAACUUCUUCGGGUGAGGGUCAGUCCAGCUCUUCCUCCGAUCCUGUUGUGACUGUGACUGAAGGAAGCUCCUCGGACGGUGCUGGAAACUCUUCGCAAUCCUCAACAACCACCACAACAACAUCCUCGGAUGACGCUCAAUCGACAGUCUCGUCUGAUCCUGUUGUAGAAUCCACUGAGGGAAGCUCGUCGAAUGCUGAUGGAAACUCUAGCCAGUCUUCUUCCACAACAACAACCACCACAACGACAACAUCUUCGGGUGAGGGUCAGUCCAGCUCUUCCUCCGAUCCUGUUGUGACUGUGACUGAAGGAAGCUCCUCGGACGGUGCUGGAAACUCUUCGCAAUCCUCAACAACCACCACAACAACAUCCUCGGAUGACGCUCAAUCGACAGUCUCGUCUGAUCCUGUUGUAGAAUCCACUGAGGGAAGCUCGUCGAAUGCUGAUGGAAACUCUAGCCAGUCUUCUUCCACAACAACAACCACCACAACGACAACAUCUUCGGGUGAGGGUCAUUCCAGCUCUUCCUCCGAUCCUGUUGUGACUGUGACUGAAGGAAGCUCCUCGGACGGUGCUGGAAACUCUUCGCAAUCCUCAACAACCACCACAACCACAUCCUCGGAAGAGGGUCAAUCGACAGUCUCGUCUGAUCCUGUUGUAGAAUCCACUGAGGGAAGUUCGUCGAAUGCUGAUGGAAACUCUAGCCAGUCUUCUUCCACAACAACAACCACCACAACGACAACAUCUUCGGGUGAGGGUCAGUCCAGCUCUUCCUCCGAUCCUGUUGUGACUGUGACUGAAGGUAGCUCCUCGGACGGUGCUGGAAACUCUUCGCAAUCCUCAACAACCACCACAACAACAUCCUCGGAUGACGGUCAAUCGACAGUCUCAUCUGAUCCUGUUGUAGAAUCCACUGAGGGAAGCUCGUCGAAUGCUGAUGGAAACUCUAGCCAGUCUUCUUCCACAACAACAACCACCACAACGACAACAUCUUCGGGUGAGGGUCAGUCCAGCUCUUCCUCCGAUCCUGUUGUGACUGUGACUGAAGGAAGCUCCUCGGACGGUGCUGAAAACUCUUCGCAAUCCUCAACAACCACCACAACAACAUCCUCGGAUGACGCUCAAUCGACAGUCUCGUCUGAUCCUGUUGUAGAAUCCACUGAGGGAAGCUCGUCGAAUGCUGAUGGAAACUCUAGCCAGUCUUCUUCCACAACAACAACCACCACAACGACAACAUCUUCGGGUGAGGGUCAGUCCAGCUCUUCCUCCGAUCCUGUUGUGACUGUGACUGAAGGAAGCUCCUCGGACGGUGCUGGAAACUCUUCGCAAUCCUCAACAACCACCACAACAACAUCCUCGGAUGACGCUCAAUCGACAGUCUCGUCUGAUCCUGUUGUAGAAUCCACUGAGGGAAGCUCGUCGAAUGCUGAUGGAAACUCCAGCCAGUCUUCUUCCACAACAACAACCACCACAACGACAACAUCUUCGGGUGAGGGUCAGUCCAGCUCUUCCUCCGAUCCUGUUGUGACUGUGACUGAAGGAAGCUCCUCGGACGGUGCUGGAAACUCUUCGCAAUCCUCAACAACCACCACAACAACAUCCUCGGAUGACGCUCAAUCGACAGUCUCGUCUGAUCCUGUUGUAGAAUCCACUGAGGGAAGCUCUUCGAAUGCUGAUGGAAACUCUAGCCAGUCUUCUUCCACAACAACCACCACCACAACGACAACAUCUUCGGGUGAGGGUCAGUCCAGCCCUUCCUCCGAUCCUGUUGUGACUGUGACUGAAGGAAGCUCCUCGGACGGUGCUGGAAACUCUUCGCAAUCCUCAACAACCACCACAACAACAUCCUCGGAUGACGCUCAAUCGACAGUCUCGUCUGAUCCUGUUGUAGAAACCACUGAGGGAAGUUCGUCGAAUGCUGAUGGAAACUCUAGCCAGUCUUCUUCAACAACAACAACCACCACAACGACAACAUCUUCGGGUGAGGGUCAGUCCAGCUCUUCCUCCGAUCCUGUUGUGACUGUGACUGAAGGAAGCUCCUCGGACGGUGCUGGAAACUCUUCGCAAUCCUCAACAACCACCACAACAACAUCCUCGGAUGAGGCUCAAUCGACAGUCUCGUCUGAUCCUGUUGUAGAAUCCACUGAGGGAAGCUCGUCGAAUGCUGAUGGAAACUCUAGCCAGUCUUCUUCCACAACAACAACCACCACAACGACAACAUCUUCGGGUGAGGGUCAGUCCAGCUCUUCCUCCGAUCCUGUUGUGACUGUGACUGAAGGAAGCUCCUCGGACGGUGCUGGAAACUCUUCGCAAUCCUCAACAACCACCACAACAACAUCCUCGGAUGACGCUCAAUCGACAGUCUCGUCUGAUCCUGUUGUAGAAUCCACUGAGGGAAGCUCGUCGAAUGCUGAUGGAAACUCUAGCCAGUCUUCUUCCACAACAACAACCACCACAACGACAACAUCUUCGGGUGAGGGUCAGUCCAGCUCUUCCUCCGAUCCUGUUGUGACUGUGACUGAAGGAAGCUCCUCGGACGGUGCUGGAAACUCUUCGCAAUCCUCAACAACCACCACAACAACAUCUUCGGAUGACGGUCAAUCGACAGUCUCGUCUGAUCCUGUUGUAGAAUCCACUGAGGGAAGCUCGUCGAAUGCUGAUGGAAACUCUAGCCAGUCUUCUUCCACAACAACAACCACCACAACGACAACAUCUUCGGGUGAGGGUCAGUCCAGCUCUUCCUCCGAUCCUGUUGUGACUGUGACUGAAGGAAGCUCCUCGGACGGUGCUGGAAACUCUUCGCAAUCCUCAACAACCACCACAACAACAUCCUCGGAUGACGGUCAAUCGACAGUCUCGUCUGAUCCUGUUGUAGAAUCCACUGAGGGAAGCUCGUCGAAUGCUGAUGGAAACUCUAGCCAGUCUUCUUCCACAACAACAACCACCACAACGACAACAUCUUCGGGUGAGGGUCAGUCCAGCUCUUCCUCCGAUCCUGUUGUGACUGUGACUGAAGGAAGCUCCUCGGACGGUGCUGGAAACUCUUCGCAAUCCUCAACAACCACCACAACAACAUCCUCGGAUGACGGUCAAUCGACAGUCUCGUCUGAUCCUGUUGUAGAAUCCACUGAGGGAAGCUCGUCGAAUGCUGAUGGAAACUCUAGCCAGUCUUCUUCCACAACAACAACCACCACAACGACAACAUCUUCGGGUGAGGGUCAGUCCAGCUCUUCCUCCGAUCCUGUUGUGACUGUGACUGAAGGAAGCUCCUCGGACGGUGCUGGAAACUCUUCGCAAUCCUCAACAACCACCACAACAACAUCCUCGGAUGACGCUCAAUCGACAGUCUCGUCUGAUCCUGUUGUAGAAUCCACUGAGGGAAGCUCGUCGAAUGCUGAUGGAAACUCUAGCCAGUCUUCUUCCACAACAACAACCACCACAACGACAACAUCUUCGGGUGAGGGUCAGUCCAGCUCUUCCUCCGAUCCUGUUGUGACUGUGACUGAAGGAAGCUCCUCGGACGGUGCUGGAAACUCUUCGCAAUCCUCAACAACCACCACAACCACAUCCUCGGAAGAGGGUCAAUCGACAGUCUCGUCUGAUCCUGUUGUAGAAUCCACUGAGGGAAGCUCGUCGAAUGCUGAUGGAAACUCUAGCCAGUCUUCUUCCACAACAACAACCACCACAACGACAACAUCUUCGGGUGAGGGUCAGUCCAGCUCUUCCUCCGAUCCUGUUGUGACUGUGACUGAAGGAAGCUCCUCGGACGGUGCUGGAAACUCUUCGCAAUCCUCAACAACCACCACAACAACAUCCUCGGAUGACGCUCAAUCGACAGUCUCGUCUGAUCCUGUUGUAGAAUCCACUGAGGGAAGCUUGUCGAAUGCUGAUGGAAACUCUAGCCAGUCUUCUUCCACAACAACAACCACCACAACGACAACAUCUUCGGGUGAGGGUCAGUCCAGCUCUUCCUCCGAUCCUGUUGUGACUGUGACUGAAGGAAGCUCCUCGGACGGUGCUGAAAACUCUUCGCAAUCCUCAACAACCACCACAACAACAUCCUCGGAUGACGCUCAAUCGACAGUCUCGUCUGAUCCUGUUGUAGAAUCCACUGAGGGAAGCUCGUCGAAUGCUGAUGGAAACUCUAGCCAGUCUUCUUCCACAACAACAACCACCACAACGACAACAUCUUCGGGUGAGGGUCAGUCCAGCUCUUCCUCCGAUCCUGUUGUGACUGUGACUGAAGGAAGCUCCUCGGACGGUGCUGGAAACUCUUCGCAAUCCUCAACAACCACCACAACAACAUCCUCGGAUGACGCUCAAUCGACAGUCUCGUCUGAUCCUGUUGUAGAAUCCACUGAGGGAAGCUCGUCGAAUGCUGAUGGAAACUCUAGCCAGUCUUCUUCCACAACAACAACCACCACAACGACAACAUCUUCGGGUGAGGGUCAGUCCAGCUCUUCCUCCGAUCCUGUUGUGACUGUGACUGAAGGAAGCUCCUCGGACGGUGCUGGAAACUCUUCGCAAUCCUCAACAACCACCACAACCACAUCCUCGGAAGAGGGUCAAUCGACAGUCUCGUCUGAUCCUGUUGUAGAAUCCACUGAGGGAAGCUCGUCGAAUGCUGAUGGAAACUCUAGCCAGUCUUCUUCCACAACAACAACCACCACAACGACAACAUCUUCGGGUGAGGGUCAGUCCAGCUCUUCCUCCGAUCCUGUUGUGACUGUGACUGAAGGAAGCUCCUCGGACGGUGCUGGAAACUCUUCGCAAUCCUCAACAACCACCACAACAACAUCCUCGGAUGACGCUCAAUCGACAGUCUCGUCUGAUCCUGUUGUAGAAUCCACUGAGGGAAGCUCGUCGAAUGCUGAUGGAAACUCUAGCCAGUCUUCUUCCACAACAACAACCACCACAACGACAACAUCUUCGGGUGAGGGUCAGUCCAGCUCUUCCUCCGAUCCUGUUGUGACUGUGACUGAAGGAAGCUCCUCGGACGGUGCUGGAAACUCUUCGCAAUCCUCAACAACCACCACAACAACAUCCUCGGAUGACGCUCAAUCGACAGUCUCGUCUGAUCCUGUUGUAGAAUCCACUGAGGGAAGCUCGUCGAAUGCUGAUGGAAACUCUAGCCAGUCUUCUUCCACAACAACAACGACCACAACGACAACAUCUUCGGGUGAGGGUCAGUCCAGCUCUUCCUCCGAUCCUGUUGUGACUGUGACUGAAGGAAGCUCCUCGGACGGUGCUGGAAACUCUUCGCAAUCCUCAACAACCACCACAACAACAUCCUCGGAUGACGCUCAAUCGACAGUCUCGUCUGAUCCUGUUGUAGAAUCCACUGAGGGAAGCUCGUCGAAUGCUGAUGGAAACUCUAGCCAGUCUUCUUCCACAACAACAACCACCACAACGACAACAUCUUCGGGUGAAGGUCAGUCCAGCUCUUCCUCCGAUCCUGUUGUGACUGUGACUGAAGGAAGCUCCUCGGACGGUGCUGGAAACUCUUCGCAAUCCUCAACAACCACCACAACAACAUCCUCGGAUGACGCUCAAUCGACAGUCUCGUCUGAUCCUGUUGUAGAAUCCACUGAGGGAAGCUCGUCGAAUGCUGAUGGAAACUCUAGCCAGUCUUCUUCCACAACAACAACCACCACAACGACAACAUCCUCGAAUGAAGGUCAGUCCAGCUCUUCCUCCGAUCCUGUUGUGACUGUGACUGAAGGAAGCUCCUCGGACGGUGCUGGAAACUCUUCGCAAUCCUCAACAACCACCACAACCACAUCCUCGGAAGAGGGUCAAUCGACAGUCUCGUCUGAUCCUGUUGUAGAAUCCACUGAGGGAAGUUCGUCGAAUGCUGAUGGAAACUCUAGCCAGUCUUCUUCCACAACAACACCCACCACAACGACAACAGCUUCGGGUGAGGGUCAGUCCAGCUCUUCCUCCGAUCCUGUUGUGACUGUGACUGAAGGAAGCUCCUCGGACGGUGCUGGAAACUCUUCGCAAUCCUCAACAACCACCACAACAACAUCCUCGGAUGACGCUCAAUCGACAGUCUCGUCUGAUCCUGUUGUAGAAUCCACUGAGGGAAGCUCGUCGAAUGCUGAUGGAAACUCUAGCCAGUCUUCUUCCACAACAACAACCACCACAACGACAACAUCUUCGGGUGAGGGUCAGUCCAGCUCUUCCUCCGAUCCUGUUGUGGCUGUGACUGAAGGAAACUCCUCGGACGGUGCUGGAAACUCUUCGCAAUCCUCAACAACCACCACAACAACAUCCUCGGAUGACGCUCAAUCGACAGUCUCGUCUGAUCCUGUUGUAGAAUCCACUGAGGGAAGCUCGUCGAAUGCUGAUGGAAACUCUAGCCAGUCUUCUUCCACAACAACAACCACCACAACGACAACAUCUUCGGGUGAGGGUCAGUCCAGCUCUUCCUCCGAUCCUGUUGUGACUGUGACUGAAGGUAGCUCCUCGGACGGUGCUGGAAACUCUUCACAAUCCUCAACAACCACCACAACAACAUCCUCAGAUGACGCUCAAUCGACAGUCUCGUCUGAUCCUGUUGUAGAAUCCACUGAGGGAAGCUCGUCGAAUGCUGAUGGAAACUCUAGCCAGUCUUCUUCCACAACAACAACCACCACAACGACAACAUCUUCGGGUGAGGGUCAGUCCAGCUCUUCCUCCGAUCCUGUUGUGACUGUGACUGAAGGAAGCUCCUCGGACGGUGCUGGAAACUCUUCGCAAUCCUCAACAACCACCACAACAACAUCCUCGGAUGACGGUCAAUCGACAGUCUCGUCUGAUCCUGUCGUAGAAUCCACUGAGGGAAGCUCGUCGAAUGCUGAUGGAAACUCUAGCCAGUCUUCUUCCACAACAACAACCACCACAACGACAACAUCUUCGGGUGAGGGUCAGUCCAGCUCUUCCUCCGAUCCUGUUGUGACUGUGACUGAAGGAAGCUCCUCGGACGGUGCUGGAAACUCUUCGCAAUCCUCAACAACCACCACAACAACAUCCUCGGAUGACGCUCAAUCGACAGUCUCGUCUGAUCCUGUUGUAGAAUCCACUGAAGGAAGCUCGUCGAAUGCUGAUGGAAACUCUAGCCAGUCCACAACGACAACCUCAUCGGAUGACGGUCAGUCCAGCUCUUCCUCUGAUCCUGUUGUGUCAGUGAAUGAAGGAAGCUCCUCGGACAGUGCUGGAAACUCGACUCAAACUACAACGUCCACCACGAUAACAUCCUCUUCUAACCCUGCUGUCGAAGUCAAUCAAAAUGGCUCCCACAAAGGUGGUAAAAAGUCUAGCCAUUCGACGACGAAGACUACGAGCACAACAACAACCAGUUAUGGCCCAUCCUCACCUGUCAAACCUAGUGUUGUGAUAAAGGGUGGAAAAUCUAGCUCAAAAUGGACUAAAACCACAAAAACUUAUUCGUCGAAGACUUCUAAAAUUCCAAAAUCAAGUGGCAAAUCCAGCACUGGUACCAGCGAAAGUACCACAACCGUAACGACAAGCUCUUCCUCUACACCAACAGUAAAACACUCCUGGUCUAGUUCAUCGAAAAAAGUAUCCACCGGCGGACAAUCAAGCCAGACUUCAUCAUCGACAACAACUACGACUUCUUCAGACAAUAGUCAAUCUACCUCAUCUUCGGACCCCCUUUUGGAAAGCGCACAGGGUGGCUCAUUGAUAGAUAAUGGCAGCUCAACAAAAAUUACAUCUGAAAGCCAAUAUGGAGCAUCAUCUUCUCCUGUUGUCAAGGUCACCAAAGGAAGUUCCCAAAGUAAUGGUGGAAAGUCCAGCCAAUCGUCAACUACUACAACAACAACAACCACAAACGUAGGAAGCAAUCAGCAAUCAAGUAACUUAUCUUCGCCAGUAGUUUCGGUUAAUGGAGGAAAGACAAGUUCAAAAUCUUCCACAACAACUACAACUACUUCCACCAAAGGAAGCAAAUCUUCAAGUACCCACACUCAUAAUGGCGGAAAGUCGAGCUCAGCGACGACCAAAACAACAAAAACUUCUACCUCCAAUAGCUCUAAUGUUCCUCGAUCUUAUGGAAAGUCUAGUUCUUCCACAAGAAAAACUAUAAUUACAAAGACAACUUCAUCGGCUCCUAAAACUCGGACUGAAUACUCUUGGUCUAGCUCAUCGAGGACAUCUGAUCCCAUCCGUUUAACCGUUCCAACCAUUGAUGCUGGAAUCUCUGUCGGCGGUGGAGAUUCUUCGAGUUCCUGGUCGAAACUUAUUAAGCGAAAGACCACAGAUGGUGAAAUCAACAACGGCGAUGGCUCAUCUGUUUCAGGUUCUAUUGCAGGUGCAAUCGGAUCUCGUGGCGAGCAAUCCUGGACUCAGCGCUCGGGAUUCUCUGGUGACAGUUCAAUUGUCCAAGGAUCUCCAGACAUCCGAUUCCGGUUAACUCGAGGCCAAAAUGGUGUUGACACACAGUCGCGCACCUUUAAUAAUGGAGCUGCAUCCGUCAACGGGCAGAAUGUCGGAGCUACGAUCCAAGGACGCUCCGUGGGCUCAACCGGUCAAUAUCCCUACUGGUGGGGCAACGGUCGUUGGGUGGGCGUCGGAACCAGGCCGUCUUGGCAAUACGGAUGGAGUCCUUACGGAAGCGGAUGGGGCGGUUGGAGCAAUCAAUAUUAAAGUUGGACCAUA